Micromonas pusilla CCMP1545 is the source of this 3782-nucleotide messenger RNA. RefSeq lists its product as uncharacterized. Gene Ontology annotation, molecular function: protein binding; peptidyl-prolyl cis-trans isomerase activity. The transcript is spliced from 7 exons. The record is from RefSeq and is a predicted model, not a curated record. Lineage: Eukaryota; Viridiplantae; Chlorophyta; Mamiellophyceae; Mamiellales; Mamiellaceae. Bases 1 to 3717 code for a protein of 1238 amino acids. Gene Ontology annotation, cellular component: Pwp2p-containing subcomplex of 90S preribosome; small-subunit processome. Gene Ontology annotation, biological process: rRNA processing.
AUGACGACGACGACGACGACGCCGUCGUCCACCCCCGCGCUCUUCUACCCGUUCCGCGCGCUCGGGUACAUCACCGAGAACGUCCCGUUCGCGACGCAGCGCCGCGGCACCGAGACCUUCGUCACCGUCUCCGCGGGGCGCGCGUGGCAGAUCUACAACUGCGACAAGCUUCGCCUCGCGCUCGUGGGCCCGCAGUUCGACGGCGAGAUCGUCGCGCUCGCGGUUCGGAACGACCUCACGUUCGCGGCGGUGGGGAGAGACAUACACGUGUGCCGCCGCGCGCACAAGGUGGUCACGCUGCGCGCGCACGCCGCGCAGAUCACGUCGUUGUUCGUCUUCGCGAGCCUCCUGAUCAGCGUGUGCGCGGACGGGCGCGUGAUGUCGUGGGACUGCUCGAGAGAAGCGAUCGAUCACCUCGACGGGAAAAUUUCCAACGCCCUCCCCGACGGAUUCGUCGCCGCCGCGGUGUGCCACCCGCGCACGUACCUGAACAAGAUCCUGCUCGGCUCAGACGACGGCCGGCUGCUUCUUCUGAACGUCAACACCGGGCUCAACGUCCACGUGUUCGAGCCCACGGGGGGCAUGGGGAACAAGGAGCGCGCGGGGGUGACGUGUCUCGAGGAGUCGCCGGCGUUGGACACGAUCGCGGUGGGGUUAGCGAACGGGCGGGUGAUCAUUCACAACGUCAGGCGCGUUAUAGUAUCACACUGGGUGGAUCAAAAGCUCACGGAUUUCGGGCACGACGGCACCAACUUACCCGUUCGAUGCUGCGCGUUCAGCACCGCGACGUCGCUGGAGCCGUUGCUCGCGGUCGGCGGCGACAGCGGGAGCGUCAGCGUGUGGAGCCUGGAGAAGCGUCGGUUGCGGACGAUGACCCCGGGCGCGCACGACGGCAAAGUCAUCAGCGCUAAAUUUUUCGACGGCUCUCCGAUACUCAUGACGAGCGGAGGCGACAACGCGAUGAAACAGUGGAUCUUCGAUAACCGAGACGGCACGAAGCGGCUCCUGCGGUUCCGCGCCGGUCACAGCGCGCCGCCGACGCAGGUGACGUUCUACGGCGAGGGCGGGAAGCGGCUCUUGAGCGCCGGCGGCGACCGCGCGCUUCGCGUGUUUUCCGCGAUUCAAGACCAGCAGUCGAGAGAGCUGUCGCAGUCUCACGUGGAGCGACGCGCGAAGAAACUCAAGCUCGCGGAACUGGAGCUGAAGCUCCCGGAGAUCUCCGGGAUCGCGUGGGGGGAAACCAGAGAACGCGAUUGGGCGAACAUCGUUACAUGCCACGUGGGAGAACCGAGGGCGUACACGUGGCGGCUCGCCGACGGGAUCCUCGGCGAGCACGCGUUGACGCCGCCGGCGAAGAUCGGCGCGAGAGGCGUCGCGGAAAAGGGCAAACCAAUCUGCGCGGUCGCGGUGAGCGCGUGCGGGAACUUCGCGGUCGUCGGGACCGAAGGCGGGGACGUACACAGGUUUAACUUGCAGAGCGGCGCGCACAGGGGCGCGUACAAGCGCUCAGACGCGGACAAGGAUCUGGACGACGACGACGACGACGAAGAUGGAGAUGGAAAAAAAGGAAAAAAAGGAAAAAAACCGUUCGAACCGCGUCGGCAGCUGAACCUCCGCGGCGGCGCGAACUCGAUCUGGAACAUCGCGGACAAGUCGUACGGGAUGGACGGCGGCGGCGGUAACGGAAAAAACUCGAGCGUUACCCCCCGCGCGCCCGCGCACGUCGGCCCCGUCGCCGCGGUGUGCUGCGACGGAGCGAACAAGAUCGUCUGCACCGCCGGCGUCGUCGACGGCGCUUGCCGAGUGUGGAAUUUUUCUACGCAGAAGCUGAUCGCCGAAAUGCAGACCGGCGUGGGCGUCGUCAAAGCCACGCUGCACUCCCCCGGCUCGCUGCUCGCGUGCGCGGGGACGGACAAGAUCGUCCGCGUCCUCGACGUCGCGGGCAUGCGACGCGUGCGAAGUUUACGCGGCGCGAAGACUUCCGUCGUCUCGAUGCAGUUUUCGAGCGACGGGCGAUGGAUCGUCGGCGCCGUCGACGACGGCGCGGUGCUCGUCUGGGACGUCCCCGCAGCGCGGUUGCUGCAAACGAUGCGGAUGUCCGCGGGGUCUAGGGUCGUCGGGGUGUCGCUGUCGCCGAGCAUGGACGUGUUGGCGACCGUGCACGAGGGCAGGAGAGGGGUGUAUCUGUGGGCGAACGCGGCGAUGUACGCGCCGGGCGCGGCGGGCGCGGCGUCGGCGGCGGCGCGGGGGAAGUCGCUGCUUGGGAGUGUCGGAGAAGAAGAAGAAGAAGAUGAUGAUCGUGUACGACAAUUGUCGGAGAACGAAUCCGACGACGACGACGACGUCGACGCGAGGAACGCCGCCGCGGAGAAGGAGACGAUGGUGGACCUGCCGAGGCUCCACGCGGAGCUGUCCGACGCGGGAGAAAUUUUGCUCGGCGCGUCCGACAACGCGUCCGCCGCCGACGCCGCCGACGCCGACGACGGCGCGAGGGCGGCGACGCGCGCGGCGAAGAAGAAGGCGGCGGCGGACCCCGGGACGGUGAACCGCCCGGCGCCGACGCCGAUCGUCCCGGGGAUGGCGACGAUGGCGCUCCUCCCUCGAUCGCAGUGGCACAACCUGCUGCACCUCGAGGAGAUCAAGGAGCGGUCUAAGCCGAUCGCGCCGCCGGAAAAACCGGAGGAGGCGCCGUUCUUCCUGCCCACGAUCGCGUCGCUGGAGGGCGGGAACGACCCGGUGUUCGCGAUCGACGACGACUACACGAAGAGAGGGCUCAGAGGGAGAGGGAAAGGGGAGGCGGAGGAUGGAGAUGACGGCGGCGCGGCGGCGGGUCCCGCGAGGAGUAGGAUUUUGACGACGGGCGGCGACGCCGCGGCGGGGGACGUCGAGGGCGUGCUCUUGCGACUGCUUCGACGCGGCAAGGCGCUCGAGGAGAAGGAAGAGGCCGAGCGCGAUGGCGCGGAAAGAGGCGAGAGAGGAGGAAAGAAGAGAGGCGGAGGAGGAGGAAAGAAGAAGAACGCGGCGAAGACGAAGGACGCCGCCGCCGCCGCCGCCGACGCCGCCGGUCCCUAUCGCGAGCUCACGUCGCACCUCCGAAAGUGCGGCCCGUCGACGUUAGACGCGGAGAUUCGCGCGCUCGGGCCGUGGGACGUCGCCACGAUGACGGACGCGGACGCGGACGAGCUCGCCGACGUGCUCGAGUUUUUCGCGUUUGAGAUUCCGUCGGGGAGAAACUUUGAGCUGACGCACGCGCUGUUGACGCAUUUUCUUCGCGUGCACGGCGGCGCGAUCGCGUCGCGGGAGAGUCUUCGCGUCCGCGCCGAGCGCGUUCGCGGCGCCGCGCGCCAGGCGUGGGAGGGCCUGGACGCGCUGAUGCAGGAGAUCCUCAAGGCUGGCAGCGGCCCCGUGGUCGCCGCUCGCGACACCGUGACCGUGCACGCCACGGGCACGGUCAAGCAGACGAUGAAGAAGUUCUGGUCCACGAAGGACGCGGGGCAAAAGCCGUUCACGUACCAAGCCGGGGUCAACGGCGUCAUCAAGGGAUGGGAUCAGGGGUGUCUCGGAAUGUCGCUCGGCGAGGUUCGCAGCCUCGAGAUCCCCGCGGACGAGGGGUACGGCGCGAGCGGGUUCCCGGCGUGGGGGAUCCCGCCCGGCGGGACGCUGCUGUUCGAGAUCGAGAUCCUCGAGAUCGCGGGCAAGGGCAAGACGGAGCUCUGAGCAGACAGAGGACGCGGAGAGUCGAUGAGAGUCGAUGAGUGUUAAAUGGAUCUAAUACAUUCAGU